UCACCGCCCCAUACUCCCAUCCAUCCAUUUCUUUCCUCUCCUCUUUUCUCUUCCAUUUCCCUCCUCCUUCUUUCUCUCAAAAAAAAAAAAAAAAUUAAUAAUAUUUUAUUUCUUCAAAAUAAAAUGAUAUAUCCAAUUCUAAAAGUCACGGCGAUUUCCACCUUAUUAACCUUACCUCCACCUUCUUCGCAUUUCUCCUCCAAACCUAACGCCGCCGUUAAACUCUCCGUUAAACCUCCCUUCAACAACACAUUAACAGCCUCGUCGUCAAUACCGUCACAAUCUCACGGCGUGACCGACAAGCUCAACGGCCUCACCUCCGAAUUCGCGUCUCUCUCGGAACCAAUCGACCGAGUUAAACGGCUAUUGCACUACGCGUCUCUUUUACCCCCGUUAGACCGGUCCGACCGGGUUCCGGAGAAUCGUGUAUCCGGUUGCUCGACGGAGAUUUGGGUGGUGGCGCGUAUGGACUCAGGGAGGAAGAUGAGAUUUACGGCGGAUAGCGAUUCGGAGAUUUCGAAGGGGUUUUGUUGGUGUUUGGUGUGGAUGCUGGACGGGGCGGAACCGGAGGAGGUGCUUACGGUGGAGAGAGAGGAUUUGGUGAGAAUGAAUUUAGGGUUGAAUAAUGUUAAAUCGCGUUCGAGGAUUAACACGUGGCAUAACGUUUUCUUUGCCAUGCAAAAAGCUACUCAAGAUUUGAUUUAAUAAUUGGAUUUGGACGGGUGAAUUUCUCUCUUUUAAAAAUGUAAUUCAUAGUUUGAUGUAUUUGUAUGAUAUAGUUAUUGUAGGUUAGUUAAUGAUAUAGGAUAUAAUAUUAGUAAAACUCUAGAACUUGUUUCUGAAUGGAGAAGUUAAUGUUUUUCAAAUACUAUAUGUUAUUUUCUCCGGUGCAAUUAUAGUGGGUUUUUGAAAGAAAGAGAAUAUUGUGUAUUUUGUUUCGGAAUGGCAUGAUCAAAAUUAUGAUUAUUUUGGAGUUAGUGAAAUGGGUGACUAGAAAUGGGGAAAUUUUGUUUGAUUGAUAGAAGAUGAAUGUGGAAUCUAUGGAGGCUGGCGGAAACAAAGGGGGCAUUAUCUUUCUUACAUUGCGGAAAUUUCAUAAAUGGGUUCAGAGUAUUUCUCAUAUUUUAUUUUUAUAUAUUGAACUUGCAAAAAGUAAGUUGUAAUUUUAUUGGUGAGAAGAAUCGGUGAAACCUCAAUUGUCUCAAUAUGAUAUGUGAUUCUUCUUCGCUUU
Messenger RNA from Lathyrus oleraceus (garden pea), 1231 nucleotides. RefSeq names its product sufE-like protein 2, chloroplastic. NCBI's taxonomy places the organism in Eukaryota, Viridiplantae, Streptophyta, Magnoliopsida, Fabales, Fabaceae. The record is from RefSeq and is a predicted model, not a curated record. The transcript has a single exon. Bases 124 to 705 code for a protein of 193 amino acids.